Molecule: messenger RNA, 4135 nt
Organism: Grus americana (Whooping crane)
Lineage: Eukaryota; Metazoa; Chordata; Aves; Gruiformes; Gruidae
Gene: MCM8
Product: minichromosome maintenance 8 homologous recombination repair factor
Exons: 17
Coding region: 521-2911 (796 amino acids)
Biological process (GO): double-strand break repair via homologous recombination
Cellular component (GO): nucleus; MCM complex
Molecular function (GO): single-stranded DNA helicase activity; ATP binding; ATP hydrolysis activity
Source: RefSeq, a predicted model, not a curated record
CGGAGGACGAGUGGGAGUGAGACCCCCUCGGAAGCGAAAGAGCCGGCCAAUGACGGCUGAUGAGCCACGCCUCUUGCUCCAUGGCGACGCCGCAUGCUCCCUCGGGAUUGGUUGCAGAGCCGGAAGUAAAGAAUCGGCGCCAAAAUAGAAUGCUGAGUGGGGGUGAAGGUUUCCUUGUCUCCUCAAGUGAUCUGCGGUGGUACGGUGCUUUCUGUGGGACAAAAGCCCUCGCUUGUUGAGGGAGGUCGGCGUCGUUGUUGUUGUGUUCCCUCAUCGCCAGGGUUGUGUGGUGAGGCCCUUUAGCGGGGCUCCUCUUUGCCUCCGCGGGCGCUGUGGUGGGGAGAAGGAGGCCGAGUCUUCCGCGAGGUCUUCAAGGUACCUCAGGGUCUUUGCUCCCAGCCCUGCAGGUGUAAUCCUCCUGGCAAAUAACUCUAAUAUAAAUUAAAUCUUUUCCUGGUAAAAAUUUCUCUCUUUAGCUCAGUUUGUUAUCGUGUUCCCAAACUGACGCCUGCGGAGCGAGAUGAGUAGGGACCCCAGAGGCAGGGGGUGCCCUCGGGCAAGAGGCUUUCAGGGAUGGCGAGGAGGGUGGCGAGGUGGAUGGCGAGACAGAGGACAGAAGGGAGGUAGGAGAAGAAUGUCUGAACCUGCUUAUGCUGACAAGUCUCCUUUUGUCCAGAAGACUCAAGCCUUUGAGAAGUUUUUCAUGCGACGCAUUGAACUUUAUGAUAAGGAUGAAAUAGAAAGAAAAGGAAGUAUUCUAGUGGACUAUAAGGAACUAAUACAGGACAGAGAAUUGACUAAAUCAAUACCAAAUAUAUCUACUGAAUUAAGGGAUAUGCCUCAGAAAAUACUGCACUGUAUGGGUCUCGCAAUUCAUCAGGUGCUAACAAAGGACCUUGAAAGACAUGCUGCAGAGCUGCAGGUGCAGGAAGGGUUACCGCUUGAUGGAGAACCUAUAAUAAAUGUGCCUCUCAUUCAUGCCAGGGUAUACAAUUAUGAUCCACUAACUCAGCUGAAAAAUGUUCGGGCCAACUGCUAUGGAAAAUAUAUUGCCUUGCGUGGUACUGUUGUGCGUGUCAGUAACAUUAAGCCUCUGUGCACUAAGCUAGCUUUUGUAUGUGGCACAUGUGGAGAUGUUCAGAGUGUUCCUCUACCUGAUGGAAAGUAUACUCUUCCCACUAAGUGCCUUGUUCCUGAGUGCCGUGGUCGGUCCUUCACAGCUGACAGAAGCUCUCCUUUAACCACUACAGUGGACUGGCAGUCCGUUAAGGUGCAAGAACUCAUGUCAGAUGAUCAGCGAGAAGCAGGCAGAAUCCCUCGCACAAUUGAAUGUGAACUGGUUCAAGAUCUUGUGGACAGCUGCGUACCAGGAGAUAUGGUCACAAUUACAGGGAUAGUAAAGGUGUCGAGCACUGAGGAAGGAGCUUCUAAAACUAAGAAUGAUAAGUGUAUGUUCUUGUUAUACAUUGAGGCAAAUUCUGUCAGCAACAGUAAAGGACAAAAAACAAAGAACUUUGAUGAGACUUUUCAAAGAUCAUUCAUGGAGUUUUCACUUAAAGACCUCUAUGCUGUUCAGGAAAUUCAAGCAGAGGAAAACCUGUUCAGGCUCAUCGUGAACUCUCUUUGUCCUGCAAUCUAUGGCCAUGAGAUUGUAAAGGCAGGUUUGGCCCUGGCAUUAUUUGGAGGAUGUCAGAAGUUUGCAGAUGACAAGAACAGAAUCCCAGUGCGAGGAGAUCCACAUGUUCUGGUCGUUGGAGAUCCAGGAUUAGGAAAAAGUCAAAUGUUGCAAGCAGUGUGUAAUGUUGCUCCUCGAGGUGUGUAUGUUUGUGGUAACACUUCCACCAGCUCUGGCCUGACUGUUACACUGUCUAGAGAUGGUGCUUCUGGAGAUUUUGCCUUGGAAGCUGGUGCUUUAGUGCUUGGAGACCAAGGUAUUUGUGGAAUAGAUGAAUUUGAUAAGAUGGGAAACCAGCAUCAGGCUUUGUUGGAAGCCAUGGAACAGCAAAGUAUUAGCCUUGCCAAGGCUGGCAUUGUUUGCAGUUUACCAGCUCGGACAUCCAUCGUUGCUGCAGCAAACCCAGUUGGAGGACAUUAUAACAAAGCCAAAACAGUGUCUGAGAACUUAAAAAUGGGGAGUGCUUUACUGUCAAGAUUUGAUCUAGUUUUCAUUUUGCUGGACACCCCAAAUGAAGAUCAUGAUCACUUGCUGUCUGAGCACGUGAUGGCAAUCCGAGCUGGAAAGCAGGCAGCAUGCAGCAGUGCUGUUGUGACUCGUACCAACGCACAGGAUCGCUCUGUUCUCGAAGUUGUUUCAGAUCGACCGCUACUUGAAAGACUGAAGAUCUUACCAGGACAAAACUUUGAUGCCAUUCCACAUCAGCUGCUGAGGAAGUACGUCGGAUAUGCUCGGCAGUACGUUCACCCAAAUUUAUCUCCAGAAGCUGCUCAGGUCCUCCAGGAAUUCUACCUUGAGCUCCGGAAACAGAACCAAGGAGUAGACAGUACACCAAUCACCACGAGGCAACUAGAGUCACUGAUUCGACUUACAGAGGCACGAUCAAGGCUGGAAUUAAGGGAGAAAUCUACCAAGGAAGAUGCUGAGGAUGUAAUAGAAAUAAUGAAAUACAGCAUGCUGGGAACCUACUCAGAUGAGUUUGGAAAACUGGACUUUGAACGUUCACAGCAUGGGUCUGGGAUGAGCAAUCGCUCACAAGCAAAAAGAUUUGUUUCUGCCCUUAACAGUAUUGCAGAGAGAACUUACAACAAUCUAUUUGACUUGCAACAGCUUCAACAGAUUGCUAAGGAGCUACAAAUACAAGUAUCUGACUUUGAAAGCUUUAUUGGAUCCCUAAAUGAUCAGGGUUACCUUUUGAAAAAAGGUGCAAGAGUGUAUCAGCUUCAGACUAUGUGAAAAGAGCCACUGUAUUAAACUUUCUUGAGACCUAAUCGUUGGAUCUGCAGCAAUAACACACGCCAAACUGCAGCCUAGCACAGCAGUCAAUGCACAGCUGGCACUGUUGCUUACUGAGGUGUGAGUUUCCCUUUCAGAAACUCCUAGUGCCAACAGGCUCGCUUUAAGCUGCCAUAGGACAAACUGACAUGUGGUAUCACUGAUUUGGCUCAUCCUAUAGCUCUGCUAGCCCAAAUGAGACUGUAAGACUAGCAUGUACUUCAUCAUCCUUGAGGAGUGGAAAGUGUAUUUUGUACUAACGUUAUCACAGUGCAGUAACAGAUUUUACUUCUAAAUUUAGUGACAUUGGAUCCACAAACUUAAACCCAGAAAUCUUUCAUGAGACGAUGUGAGUUGUGUUUUUAGCACUUUGGCUCAUUAGAGGAAUUUAAAGUAUAGAAAUGUUUCCAAAAAGUUGGGAACCUUCAUGUUGAGACAACACAGUUUUAUAGCUGUUAAAUGAUAUCUUGAUUUUUUUUUCUGCUUCGCAGCUCUCUAUUGGUCUUUGUAGCUGAGAUUUUAUUUGAAAUGCAAGUCUGAUUUAAGAAAAUAUCCUUAUUACAAUAUUUAAUUGUAAAACAGGAAUUGGAUUUUAUUUAUGUCUUUCAUUAAACAUUAUAUACGAGAAAUCUGUAACUUGUUCAAAAGCAUUAUAGAGUAACAGUGAAUGCUCGUUGUGGGUGUUAAUGGCCAUUACAAGACACACAACAUGAAUGUGUUAUGUAUGUUUCUGUGUAACUCUGUUCCUGCCACAGAAGAAUGUGUGUUCUGCAAGAGUAAAGUGCUGAAUGUUUCCUGGCUUUUUAUGAAAUCAGAAUCAUGGUCUAGUGCAAUCAAAUGGCAGAUGAGAAACUUCAGUGUAAAUAUUAAAAAACAAACAACUCCCUCAAAUUCAAGAAUGCAUUACUGAUACUUCUCUUUUUCUUCUUUUAUUUCUAAGGUAAGAUAUGUAUCAUAAAUUGUCAAGACAAUAAAAUAAUUUUUUCUGCUUUUCUACUAAGUGACAUAAGGAUCUGACCUACAACAUGCUUCCACAGAGAUUUUGUAUGAAAAUACAAGCUUUACAGAUUUGAAAGAACAUGUUAAACUACUCAAUACUGCCUCAGUGUGAAUCUACUUCAAUAUACCGGAAACUGAAAACUAGUUUUGUCACUAAAAUUCAGGAAUAAAAGAAAACUUAACACC